This is a messenger RNA of Aplysia californica (California sea hare), 1979 nucleotides long. Its product is annotated as ecto-NOX disulfide-thiol exchanger 2. The record is from RefSeq and is a predicted model, not a curated record. Gene Ontology annotation, molecular function: protein-disulfide reductase activity; RNA binding. Gene Ontology annotation, cellular component: plasma membrane; external side of plasma membrane. Gene Ontology annotation, biological process: ultradian rhythm. NCBI's taxonomy places the organism in Eukaryota, Metazoa, Mollusca, Gastropoda, Aplysiida, Aplysiidae.
UUAGGAAGGAAGUUGUUCGUUAUGAAUUCGUCAAUGGUCGCUAAAUCACAGCAUCAUAGAUCUAGGCAGUGACAGUGCCAACAACCCUUCGUCGUCGGCUGCUAUUUAUUUAGAUUCUAUGUUAGAUUAGUAGAGUUUAGAGAUGAUAAUGACAAUGAUAGUAUUGAUAGCAUCAUUCAUCAUGAUGACGAAGAUGUGAUGUUAGGACAGCCUUCUGCCAAGAUCAACUUUGCAUGACACGAGAAGCGAAGUGUAGCAGCUCAGGCUGAGCUUUGUGUUGUAAUAAUUGUAUCGUCGUCGGCUUCUGUGACAGAAAUAAAUAAUACGUAAAUAAGAAGGUAAAGGCAAGGUGGUAUCUUUAGCAGCAGCAGUGGUUCGCCAGCACACUGCCUCAACGCUCCAACUUCAAAGGGAAAAGAUAAGAUAUCAUCGAGCGAGGUUUCAUGGAUCCAUCGAGAAAUAACAUGCCAUUACAGUUCAAUACAAAUAAAAACAAACCACCCAUGCCUCUUGUUCGGACGAAUUCAGAUACGAAAGAUGAUGAUGUGAGUUCGAGUACCAAUCAGGGCCUGAUGGCCGUGCCUGACGGUGGUGGUGGAGGAGAGCAGGGCAUGAUGGGAGUUUUCAACAUGAUGGGACAGAUGGUGGGACCCAUGGCCGCAGACCCCAAUAUGAUGAUGAUGGGGCCCAUGAACUUCAAUAAUGUUACCGUAUGAAGAUCAAAGACUCGGAGGAGAAGGAGGACACGGGACGUAUCCAUGUGGACUUUGCCCAGGCGCGGGACGACCAGUACGAGUACGAGUGCCAGCAGAGGGCGCUGGCCAGGGAGAUGAGGCACAUGCAGAGACUGGAGGAGGAGAGGCAGCGGCCCGCCAGUCCCAGCCCCAUCACACACUACAGCGACCACGAGGGAUCUUUGUUGCUGGAGAAACUCAAGUCGGACGAGAACUUUGGCAAGGUGUCCCAGUGCCUGAUCACGUGGCUGGAGAGAGGGGAGUGCAACCGGCGCACGGCCACACAGUUCUACUCAAUGGUGCAGAACGUGCACGGGCACGUGCGUCGCCUCAACAGCGAGAAGGAGACAGUGGAGGCAGAGUACGAGCAGUACAAGAUACAGUACCAGCAGAGGCUGGUGGCCAUACGCAGUCAAUUGUGUCAGGUGGAGCGUGUGUUGGGCGCGGCUCACAAACAAAAAUGCUGGGACCACUUCACUAAGGCGCAGCGCAAGAACAUAGACUCCUGGCAGCGCCAGGCGCAGGAGGAGAGAGAAAGCCAAGUUCUGGAGCAGCAGGGCAGGUCGGAGGAUAGCGACGACAUGGAUAUGUCAGAUGAGGAGGGGCCGUCGCCCGGCAAGAAGAGCAAGACUGACUCGCAGUUUGAUCUCGGCCUUGCGGAAAGCCAGCGUCUGAAGGAAGAGAACGACGCGCUCAAGUGUCAGAUGGAAGCCUUCAAGAACGAGGUGGACACGGUCCGGCAGGAGGCCAGGCAGGAGAUGGACGACAAGGAGAAGCAGAUGAAGGCGCUGCAGAACGCUCUACAGGGCAUGCAGCAGCAAUUAAUUGCUCAAAGAGCUGCUGCUGCUGCUGCUGCUGCUGCUGCUGCUGCUGCUACUGCCACUGCCAGCCAGAAUACAGAGAGAAGAGAGGAAGUGACGGAGAAACAAAGGGAAGGAACGAAUAAAGAGGACGAGGGUACAGGCUCAGGGUCGUCCAGCGGGUCAAAAGAAGAAACUGUGACGAGCAGUGCUCUUAGUCUCACAGAGAAAGAAGCCAAAAUGAUAGGUCUGAUCUGCUGCUUCCUGCACGUGCAUCCACACGGAGCCACGGUGGACUACCUGUGGUCGUACCUGCGGCAGCUGAUGGCGGGAGUGAGGGCCAGGGAGGUGGAGGACUUGCUGGAGAAGACGCCCGCACUGUUCCAGCAGGAGAUUCGAGGGGUCGGGGCGGGGAUAGAGCGGAGGUGGAUCUUUUCGGGGCUCA